Paramecium primaurelia is the source of this 1760-nucleotide messenger RNA. Lineage: Eukaryota; Ciliophora; Oligohymenophorea; Peniculida; Parameciidae. The record is from the annotation of a GenBank genome assembly.
AUGAGUGAUUGUCAUGAAAAGGAGUUUAAUAGUGAUGAUAGCAGUAUAUAUUGUAUUUCAAUUCUUAGACAUUUAUGAUGUAGAAUUUGUGUAUGGUAAAAAAAUGUUCAAGAAAAAGAUUUUUUAUGCUGUUAAAUGGCUGGGUUGGACAAUAUAGUAAAUGUCAUGGGAACCUAUUUCUAAUUUUACACUUAUUUCAAGUUAUCUAGUAAAGUAACUAGAAUUUAUUUAUCUUAUUAAGACGCUUAGAAACAAAGCUUUGUUAUGCUUUGUAUUACAAAAAGAUUGCUCCUAUUUCAAGUGGUAUAAGAGUCCACAUCAAAGGAAAAUUUUGUUAAGUCUAAUAAGUUUAUACAAAGCCAAAACAAAAAACAAUUAUUUCUGAAAAAUAAAUUGUAUCCCGCUCUAUUGAUGCCUCAUAUCCAUGUAAUAAAGCAUAGAAGAUUAUUACAUAAACGAAAUAAAAUUUUAUGAUCUCAAAUAAUAAUAAUAAGAUCUAUUAAAAAAUCUAAAAGAAAGAAAACAAAUCAAAAAAGCAUUUUAGAAAAAUUCUAAAUUAAUAAGAUGAAAAUGAAAUAAUAUCUAUAACAAGUCUAUCUCCUAUUCAAUAUGAAAUACCAUAUCAAAUCAAGAAAAGAAGGAGGUAAAAUAAGAACAAAAUAAGUGAUUUUGAAUUAGAAAAAGAUAUUUAAUUAUUAAAAUAAAAUGAAUAAUAAACAAAAAAAUUCAAAUAAAAUGUAAUUCAAAUUUAAUAGAUUUAAAUUUAAAAGGAUAAUUUAAAAAAUAACAGAGAUAAGAAAGAAAUAUAGUAAUAAAAUAGUAAUAAUCUAAAUUUUUGUGAAUGUUAAAUUAUUCUGAAUGAUUGUGAUAAUUCAGAAUCAGUAUAGCAUUCUUCAAAAGAUAUUAAACUUAAUAGGAAUCAAGAAAAUUCUAUAAUAUAAUAAUAAAGGAACAGUAAAUUUGCUCUUAAAAAUUACACUCAUUUAGAGUUUUCCAAUAUACAAAAUUUAUCUAAUUUAAAUGUUUAAGAAACACUAAGUCAACCUUAAGAGGAAUCUUUUGAAAUAGAUUUAUUAUCAACAGAGAAUAAUGAAUAGUAAUAAAAACCUUAAAAAUUAAAUGAUUAAGAAAAAUCUAAAGAUAUCCAUUAGUAAAAUCUUGUUUCAGUAUCAACUUAUUAACCCAAAAAUUAAUUUUUAAAAGUAAGGGUUGUAAAAUCUGUUCUUAAUUCAAAAAUAACUGAAAAUAUAACUUAAGAAAAUUCUGAUAUCAAUUUUAAGAUUAAGAAAUAAUUCAUAUCUGAAAUAAUGGAGGAAGAACAAAAAAGACAAACUGAAAUAAUGGAGAAAUUCCCCUUAAAAUAAUUUUUAUAUAAGGAAACAAAAGUUUAACCUAUUGUUAAAACUAGUUAAUAAUUAUAAUAGGAGAUAUAAAAAUUAUAAUUGGAGAAACUUGCAUUAAAUAGGACUAGCAGAUGUAGUAUUCUUGUAAUACCAAAGUUCAAAGAUGCUGAAAUUUAAUAUAUUCAAAAUAACUUUCUGAAUAAUGAUAUAAUUUAAUAUGAUAUGGAUUUUCAUGAAGUUAUAUUUAGGAAAAUUAUAGUUGAGAAUAUAGAAUCACAUAAUUUUUUAAUUGGAAAACUCCUUUUUAGAUGUAUAUAUGAUAAUGGGAUGGAAUAUUAUGUAGAAUAUGACAUAUUGAAAAGAUACUGUCCAACAUUAUUAUUAGAUUACAUGAUAGUAAAUUCAAUAUUAAUAUGA